Molecule: messenger RNA, 1319 nt
Organism: Arachis ipaensis
Lineage: Eukaryota; Viridiplantae; Streptophyta; Magnoliopsida; Fabales; Fabaceae
Source: RefSeq, a predicted model, not a curated record
CAUUUGCUCAUUCACACAAAAAUUGAAUCUUUUCAGAGUUUCUGACACUUUCCCGGGAAAAUUGUGCGUGAUCGGAGAGAAUGUCUUCGUGUUUUUCAGGAAGUUCUCCACCGUCGAACGUGGAACGCUUUCUUCAAUGUGUCACUCCCUUCGUUCCUUCACACACUCUUCCUCAGAGUUGCUUGAGUGAUCUAAAUAGCCUGUGGCAACCUCAUGGUAAUAAGGAUUCAAUUGAAUACUUCACUUUGAAGGAUCUCUGGGAUUGCUACUAUGAAUGGAGUGCAUAUGGUGCUAGUGCUCCCGUGAUGUUGGAGAGCGGCGACACUGUAAUUCAGUAUUAUGUUCCGUACCUUUCCGCCAUCCAAAUCUACACCAACAAGUCUGUCCAGGCCUCUAGGACUAGAAGAGAGGACAGCGAAGGAGUUGAGUUCGAAAGCGAUUCGUGGAGCGAUGAUAGCGGCAGCGAUAACCUAUCUAGAUCCUUAAGUAACAAUUCCAGCAAAGCAUGGGAUGCUGUUUCCGAGGAUUCGAGCUCUGACCACGACGGCUCGUGGCCGACAAGGGACAAGCUUGGCUACCUUUACUUGCAAUACACGGAGAUGGCUUCGCCUUAUGCAAGGGUUCCGCUCAUGGAGAAGAUUCCCGAGUUAGCUAGAACCCAUCCGGCACUAAUGACAUUCAAAAGUGUUGAGCUUUCCCCGGCAAGUUGGAUGGCGGUUUCAUGGUACCCGAUUUACACCAUUCCGAGUCGAAAAAAUGACAAGGACUUAGAAGCAUGCUUCCUCACUUAUCACACAUUGUCCUCAUCUUUUCAAGAUUGUGAAACAGAAAGUGACAACAUUGACACAGAGAAAGACAUAUAUUGGUGGUGUGGUUGGGGAAGCACUGAAGGAAACAAAUGCAAGAACAAGAACGGAAGCAGUGGUGGUGGCAGCAUUUCUGUGCCGCCUUUCGGUCUAGCUACCUACAAGAUGCAAGAAGAUCUAUGGCUGAAUCCAGAGCCAUGUGAAUAUGAAAGGAUAUCAUAUCUGUACAGUGCUGCAGAUUCAUGGUUGAAACAGCUCAAUGUUUAUCACCAUGACUUCAACUUCUUCACACAACACCCUACACCAACAACCUUGUAGUAAAUUCCCUUCAUUAACUAAAUUAACUACCCUUUUGGUUAGCUUUCAACUUCUGACUCCGGCAUAAUAACAAAAUAUUUCAGUUCCCUUGGGUCCAAAUUCUGAGAAAUGUAAAGUUUUGUAGUUAACCAGAGAGAUAGAAAGAAGGGGGUAGUUUUUUUUAUUUAUUUAUUUUUUUACCAAUCAAUUUCAGUU